GGGCGGGGACCUCGGUGGCGGAGUUCUACUUCCGGGGCGGGCCGGCGGGCGGGGCCGGCGUGCUGGCGCCCGGCCUGGGUGGAUCUUGGUGGCGGCAGAAGCAGCGGUGGCGGCGGGACGGCGCAGGCACCGGCUCCGGGAGCGGCAUCAUGAGCGGAUCACAGAACAAUGACAAAAGACAGUUUCUUCUGGAGCGACUGCUGGAUGCAGUGAAACAGUGCCAGAUCCGCUUUGGAGGGAGAAAGGAGAUCGCCUCGGAUUCUGACAGCAGGGUAACCUGUUUGUGUGCUCAGUUUGAAGCCGUCCUGCAGCAUGGCUUGAAGAGGAGUCGAGGAUUAGCACUCACAGCGGCGGCGAUCAAACAGGCAGCCGGCUUCGCCAGCAAAACUGAGACAGAGCCUGUAUUCUGGUACUAUGUGAAGGAGGUCCUCAACAAGCACGAACUGCAGCGCUUCUACUCUCUGCGCCACAUCACCUCGGACGUGGGCCGGGGCCGGGCCUGGCUGCGCUGCGCCCUCAACGAACACUCCCUGGAGCGCUACCUACACAUGCUCCUGGCCGACCGCGGCAGGCUCAGCACUUUUUAUGAAGACUGGUCUUUCGUGAUGGAUGAAGAAAGGUCUAGCAUGCUUCCUACCAUGGCAGCCGGUCUAAACUCCAUACUUUUUGCCAUUAACAUUGACAACAAGGAUUUGAAUGGGCAGAGUAAGUUUGCUCCCACUGUCUCCGACCUCUUAAAGGAGUCAACGCAGAAUGUGACCUCCUUGCUGAAGGAAUCAACGCAAGGAGUGAGCAGUCUUCUCAGGGAGAUCACAGCCUCCUCUGCUGUCUCCAUCCUCAUCAGACCCGAACAGGAGACUGACCCUCUGCCUGUCGUGUCUAAGAACGUCAGUGCUGGUGAGCAAGGACAGGCAGUUGGGUCACACAGGGAUGCCAAAUGUAAAAAGGAGCGGAAGAAGAAAAAGAAAGUGACCAACAUUAUCUCAUUUGACGAGGAGGAGGAUGAGCAGAACUCUGGGGACAUUUUAAAAAAGAUCCCCAGGGCGGGGGAGAGCUCGGAGGAAAACUCAGACCGCUCCUCAGUCAAUAUCAUGUCAACCUUUGAAGGCCCCUUCGGGCCAAAUUCCAAUGGAAGCCAGAGCAGCAGCUCAUGGAAAAUCGAUUCUUUGUCUUUGAACGGGGACCUUGGGUACCAGAAACUUGAUGUGAAAAGCAUCGAUGAUGAAGAUGUAGAUGAAAAUGAGGAUGAUGUGUACAGGAGCUCAUUGGGAAGGAAGCACAUAGGCCGCUCGGGGUCACCAGAGAAGCCACUGGAUGGGGAUUCCUGCCUCUCCCAGGUGCACGGCUGGGCUCCGCUGAAGGUGCUACAUGGAGACAACGAUGUCCUCUUCCCUGUCAGUGGAGUGGGGUCCUGUGGUUCCGCAGGUGUGGCCCUGGGGAGCCUGGAGAACGGGAUGGGACCGAACGACCACGUUCUGGCAGGGCCUGGCCUUCGGUACAGUGUGGAAGCCAGUUCUCCAGGCCAAGGAAGUCCUCUAACCAAUCUGUUACCUUCUGCCUCCGUGCCAGAGUCCAUGACAAUCAAUGAACUGAGACAAGCCAUCGUGGCCAUGAUGAACAGGAAAGAUGAGUUGGAAGAAGAGAACAGGUCGCUGCGGAACCUGCUUGAUGGUGAGAUGGAGCACUCGGCUGUGCUUCGGCAAGAGGUGGACACCUUGAAAAGGAAGGUGGCGGAGCAGGAGGAGCGGCACACCAUGAAGGUCCAGGCAUUGGCAAGAGAAAACGAGGUGCUUAAGGUCCAGCUGAAGAAAUAUGUAGGAGCUGUCCAGAUGCUGAAAAGAGAAGGUCAAACAGCCGAAGUUGUGCCAAAUCUUUGGAAUGUUGAUGGAGAAGUCACUGUCCCUGAACAGAAGCCGGGAGAAAUUGCUGAAGAGCUAGCAAGCUCCUAUGAAAGGAAGCUCAUCGAGGUGGCCGAGAUGCAUGGGGAGCUGAUCGAGUUCAAUGAACGCCUGCACCGGGCCCUGGUGGCCAAGGACGCUCUCGUAUCCCAGAUGCGCCAGGAGCUCAUCGACCUCCGGGGGCCGGUGCCUGGAGAUUUGAGUCAAACGUCCGAAGACCAGAGUUUGUCAGAUUUUGAAAUAUCAAACCGGGCACUGAUCAAUGUCUGGAUCCCAUCAGUGUUUCUCCGUGGCAAAGCAGCAAAUGCAUUCCACGUUUAUCAGGUUUAUAUUCGGAUAAAAGAUGACGAGUGGAACGUGUAUCGGCGGUACACGGAGUUCCGGGGUUUGCACCACAAGCUGCAAAACAAGUACCCUCAAGUGCGGGCCUACAACUUCCCACCCAAAAAGGCUAUCGGAAAUAAGGAUGCCAAGUUCGUGGAGGAACGGAGAAAGCAGCUCCAGAGUUACCUGCGCAGUGUCAUGAACAAAGUCAUUCAGAUGGUGCCCGAGUUCACUGCCAGCCCCAAGAAGGAGACUCUGGUGCAGCUGGUGCCCUUCUUCGUGGACAUCACCCCUCCUGGAGAGUCUCUGAACAAGAACAGCCAGCCCAAAGUGGCUUCCCGCUUCCCCAAGCUGUCCCGAGGCCCCACCAGGGAGACACGCAACGUGGAGCCCCAGAGCGGUGACCUCUGACCUCAGUAGAAUCCUGCACCCUGGCUGCUCUGUCAGCCUGGCCUUGGCGUGGGGACCACAUCCACCUGGUGAAUCCGAGAGCACCCCUUCCUGCCGGCCACAUGCCACCCUGAUUAAACUGCUUGGUCUCAGAGCACCAGGUCCCUGUCCGUAGAGCAGGAUGGCUCCUCACUGCACAGACUGGGACAUGUGGCCACUCCUCUCCCAUGGCAGCAAGAGCUGUCUGUCCCCUUGCUGCAGCUCAGGGCCAGGGCAGAUGGGGAAUCCCCUGGAUGAGAUGCACAACUCUGAUGUCUCACAUGGCCCGAAGAUUCCUUCCAAAAUCACUCUGUGACUCUUUCCUGCAAGGGGAUUAGAACGACUGUUAGUCUCUUUUGCUCUUCUUUUGAAUGUACAGUAUUUGCCUCUCUCUCCAUGACCCAUGGACAAAUGGAGGGACCUUGCUCCUUUCCAUGUUACGCUGUGCCGAGGUCGGCAGGCACCCAGUAGCAUUACCACUGUGGCCCUCACUGGUUUCUUUCCUCCAGCAGACAUUCCCUAUGGCCUUGCGAAGGAUCCUUUGGUGACAUUUCUCUCUGAUUCUUGGAAAACUUCCCCUUCCUCCUUGGCACUGUCUGUGUAGGAAGCCCGAGCACGGCUUGUCAGGGGCCCAGGAGGCAGGUAGGAACCCUGGCCUCUGAACAUCAGCGUCCUUGGCCUUAGGUGCUGAGACACUUGACUUGGGGAACCACUGCAGAAGGUUCCAGGGCUCUGUCUCUGACGGCCAAGGUUAUGGCCGGUUAUGGCCUCAAGUCAGGUUCAGCGUGUGUCGGUCUACAGCCAAGCUCCCAGUGGGCGGAGAGCCCUGUCUCCCUGAGACUGGCCAUUCUUUUCCCCCUGCCGCGGGCAGGAUGUCAUAGUCCAGGGACCUCAGCAAGCAAGGACAAGGACCCACAUACAUGCAGCUCCUCGAACCCACCUGAUCAGAUGGUUUCACAGGGCGUGCUUUAACCUCCAGAAUCAUGGAACCAUUCCUACCCAGUUAAGAGCCGCCUCCAAGGCUCAGUGCAGCUGGGAGAAUUUGCAGAAUGGACUGUGAAAUAAAUAGGGUUCGUCUUUGCCUGUGGCAGAUGGAGGUUUGUGCUGCAACUGCUCCAGCUCACUGGCUGACAUCUUGGUGAAUCACCUGGAAGAUGGUGCUUCCUGGUCCCCUGUAUUCGGGCAGUUAGGGAAAGCUCAGGUCACUGCCACAUAAUCCCACAGGGAAGCAGGGGCGAGGCCACCUUGGGCCAGAUGGACCAGAGUGAGGCUGCUGUCCCUCAGCCAGCUGCAGAGCAGGGGCCCUACCUGAGUGACCUCCAGCUUCCGGAGCAACACGUUCCUCUCCUUACUGCCCGAAUGGUUGGCCUUUGAGUUUGAGCCUCAAGCACUGGUCGGGCUGCUGUGCCUUGUGUCUGAGAAUGCACAAGGACCAAGCGAGGGCCUGUUGGAGGCUGCCCACUCCACUGUGUCUCCUGCCUUGGGGCGGCUGUAAAGUGGGCCACGGCUGCCAACGGGAGGACUGGCCAGCACUGGCCUCGGAACAAGGGCUCUGCGCUGAAGCCGUUUCCCUACUCUCUGUACCCUGCCCUCUCCAGCCACCCCACCGGGAAACCUUGUUGGCACUGUGCAAAUGGAAUUAAAGCAAAAAACCACAGCCCAGAGAUACCCAGAGCUACAAUUGACUCCGCCUCCUAACUUGGUAAAGCUUAAUUAUUCAUAGAAAACUUGCUCAGCUGUCCUGCCAGGCGCAAUAGGAAAGCACAUUCCCCGGGGCCAUCUGGGAAUGCUCCAGCUGCUUGCAGUCUGGAAAGCCUAGCAUCACCCUCCGGCGGUGGGUUGUCUGUCCCCUGUCACUUUAUCUCACAAGUACCUGGCCUCUGCCCAAUGUGCGGGUGACUCCUGUGGAGCUUGUGACACAGUGGCAGGUUGGGUGGAUUUGCCUGUGAAGAGCGGGCAGUCGAAAGCUGCUUCCAUCUGUCCGCUCAGGCAGAGGAGUCCAGCCAUGAGGUCCCAGGUUCGAGGCCCAGAGUGAGGAAACGGAACAGACACACACACACACAGUGCUGCUCUGGACUGCUCCGCAGCCUGGGCAACCUUGUGGCCACUACAUUGUCGCUCAGUUCUACAUGGGACACUGCUCACCUGAGGACCUGGGACACAGUUGGGGCAUUCUAGGCCUUGGCCCUGCCCCACUGCUCCAUCCACCUGUGCCGCUGGGAGACCCCAGCCAGCCUGUCACAGAGGCCAGGCACACCUCCCUGUCACCACCAGUGUCCUCCCUUUGUCAUCAGCCUGACCUGGCUCUCCCCCACCCUCCGGCCUCCGAGAAGGGGCUGGAUCUUUGGCCCCCAGCACCGGCCCAAGGAAGUCCCGGGCCCAGCCUGUCAGACUGACGAGGAUGUGUCCCGGAAGGGGCGACCUUGGGCCGAGCCCCAGCCCCAGCGGCAGUAACUGUCCUGCUUAGUGCAUCACUCCAGGCGGUGCCAGACACGGGCCACCUCUGCCUCCCCUCGGGAGGCUCCGACCUACGACUCAUGCUCCGUUCUGGGGGCAGGCAGGCGCCUCCUUACAGACAAGGUCUGUGUAAGGAACGUUUUCCAAAAUGUUGUGCAUCAUGUUAUUAAAACUAAUGUGAAAUAUUUGCUGUUCAGAUUGGCUUCCGUGCUGACUUUGCACAACUGUAGCACUGUAUAUUUUAUGUAACAUUUCUGUGCCAAAAAGUUCAUUUUACUGUCUCCCGAACACAUGGUCUUGAUUGUAUUUCUGACAUAAAGCUCCAGCGCCUGGAGUGAGAGGAUUGGGUUCAGUAGCACAGCCUGCACCUACAGUUCCCCCCACGGUUCCCCCGGCUGCAACGCGCCAGGCCAGCUCUUUGCACCUUGCGCCACGGAGUGUCGCGGGCCGGAUCGCGGUCACUUCUGAUUCAUCACGGAGCCUUACUUUUGUUCCUAAGUCUGACAGCCAAGUUCAGAGGGCUUCCUUACACCCAGAGGUUUUACAGAAGUCGGAAAAGGAUGCGGGUUUCCCUGAAGAGGGCUGAGCCGCCCUGUGGAUGAGUCCCCACCGGAAGAUGCUGGGUCCCUUCUCUUACCCCAUGUGUCCCUGUCCUGCCGGGGGAGCCACUGGCUGCCCGCAGGCCCCUGCUUCCCUCUCCCGACUUGUCAGCAACCACUCAGUCACUGGGCAGGUCCCUUCCCCGUCAGUGAGGACACAGGUGCCCACUGCAGAACACAGGAUGGCGGGUGGCAUGUUUGUCACCAGAAGUUGCUGAACAUUCGAGGAAGGGGCCCGGGGAAGGAGACUGGCCCUUAGCAUCUUGGAAACAAAGCCUUGGCCGGGCAGCCUGCUGUGCCUCGCUGGUGUGACCUGACCGCUUGGAGCAGCAUUGGGGGCCAUGCGGGGCAGCGAGUCACUGGGAGGAGCAGGGCGGCUGCACUGGAGCCCGGGUGGCAGGUGGGCAGGACCUGGCCGGCUGCGGGUGCAACUGGCCACGUAGACUCCUGACUACCCUCUUCUGUUAGGGUUUACACGAUAGAAUUUUUAAGCAAAUAUGUUUAAUUUUCUAAAAUCUCUUGUAUUAAACUUUUCUUUUGGAAUAAGCUGUGGUAAUUUUGUUACAAUCUGGUUGAGACAAACCUCUUUACAGUGACAAAAUAAAAUGGCGCCAUUUUAUAAGUUA
Heterocephalus glaber (naked mole-rat) is the source of this 6333-nucleotide messenger RNA. RefSeq names its product sorting nexin 29 (gene Snx29). The record is from RefSeq and is a predicted model, not a curated record. NCBI's taxonomy places the organism in Eukaryota, Metazoa, Chordata, Mammalia, Rodentia, Bathyergidae. Gene Ontology annotation, molecular function: phosphatidylinositol binding.